This is a messenger RNA of Podarcis muralis (Common wall lizard), 5269 nucleotides long. RefSeq names its product transient receptor potential cation channel subfamily V member 6. Gene Ontology annotation, biological process: calcium ion import across plasma membrane. Gene Ontology annotation, cellular component: plasma membrane. Gene Ontology annotation, molecular function: calcium channel activity; protein binding. The record is from RefSeq and is a predicted model, not a curated record. Lineage: Eukaryota; Metazoa; Chordata; Lepidosauria; Squamata; Lacertidae.
CCCGGGGGUGCAAGUUGAAGCAGCCCCAAGCCCUUGCAACUGCCCUCAAGACUGGCCGGCCGGCCGGCAACUCCUCGGCCCAGUGCCCGCCCCUUCCCCGCUUCCUCCUCCUCCGCCGCCUGCUAUAUCUUACCUCGGCCCUCAAGCGGGUUCCCGCCGCCCUUUUCCCGCCCCAAAAGCGCGCAGGUGCCGUCCGGAGCCUCGCCGGGAAACUCGACGCGCGCUGUCUAAAGCCGAGAGAGCGAGGCGAAGGAGAAGCCGGCUCCGGACGCCGCCUCCUCUUCUCCGGCUCGACGCCUGCGAGGUGCUCCCUGAGGGAGGGGAGUCCUUUCUGUGGAGGUCGAGGGCCUCCCCAAACCCCGCGCGCCCACGGCUCCUUUGUGCCUCAAGAGAGGCGCGCACCGCCGCGGCGCCCGAGGGCAAAGUGAGUGGGCAAAAGAAGGCAAGACUCCCCGGCGCCGGAUUCCUCUGAGGCGGCAGCGGCUGCUUGUUUUUUUUUUUUUAUUUGUGGCGCUGCCAAAGGAGAAAGAAGGAAGGAAGGAGCCAUGGGGGUUCCCGUGCCUGGAGAGAACGGCCUCUUGGGCGCUUUCUGGAAGAGGCUGCGGCGCACCUGCAGACCCGGCGGCGGCGGCGGCGGCGGCGGCGGCCCGGGAGGCAGCGGCGGGCGGCGGAGCGCCGACGAGAUCCACCUGCUGCAACAGAAGAAGAUCUGGGAGACUCCACUCCUCCUGGCUGCCAAGGAGAACAAUGUCCAGCUCAUCAGGAAAUUGAUCUUGGAUGGUUCCUGUGACGUUUUGCAAAGAGGAGCGGUGGGAGAGACAGCCCUGCACAUAGCUGCUCUCUACGAUAACACGGAAGCUGCAGAGGUGCUCCUGGAGCUGGCUCCAGAACUCAUUAAUGAAAAGAUGACAUCAGAACUCUAUGAAGGACAAACACCUCUCCACAUUGCAGCGAUCAAUCAGAAUAUAAACCUAGUGAAAUGUCUGGUCAAGAAAGGGGCUCACAUCUCCACUCCUCGAGCUACAGGACUCUUCUUCAGGCGCAACCCGAAAAGCCUCUUCUACUUUGGGGAGCAUAUUUUAUCCUUUGCCGCCUGCACAGGAAAUGAGGAAAUUGUGAGCCUCUUGGUGGAAAAUGGAGCCGAUAUCAGGGCACAAGAUUCUCUAGGUAACACUGUUCUCCAUGUCCUGGUACUUCAACCCAACAGGACCUUUGCAUGCCAGAUGUACAGCCUGCUGCUUGCUUAUGACAAACGAGAGGCUGGCCUGGGACCUUUCGACUUGAUCCAAAACCACGAAGGCCUCACUCCAUUCAAACUGGCUGGAGUUGAGGGGAACACUGUGAUGUUCCAGCACCUUAUGCAGAAGCGAAAGCACGUGAUGUGGUCCUUUGGGCCCAUUAACAACAUUUUCUACGACCUCACGGAAAUUGACUCCUGGAACGAAGACCAGCCUUUUCUAGAGCUUAUUGUCUCAACCAAGAGAAGAGAGGCUCGUCGCAUCCUUGACAUCACGCCAGUUAAGGAGCUUGUGAGUCUGAAGUGGAACACUUAUGGGCGCCCAUACUUCUGCUUCCUGGCGUUAUUUUAUGUCCUGUACAUUAUCUGCUUCACCCUGUCCUGCAUUUACAGACCUCUGAAAUCACGGUCAGAAAACCAAACAGAUGAGCGGGACAUAACCAUUGCCUUGCAGAAAACGCUGCAGGAGUCCUAUCAGACAUAUGAAGAUCAUCUCAGGCUGGUGGGGGAGCUGAUCACUGUGAUAGGAGCCAUGGCAAUUUUGCUCCUAGAGAUUCCAGAUAUUUUAAGAGUUGGAGCCACUAAGUAUUUUGGACGAACCAUCCUGGGAGGACCUUUCCACAUCAUCAUCAUUGUGUAUGCAUGUUUGAUCCUGGUGACCAUGGUAAUGCGACUCACAAGCACCGAUGGAGAGGUGGUACCCAUGUCCUGUGCCUUGGUUCUGGGCUGGUGCAACAUCAUGUAUUUCGCUCGAGGGUUUCAGAUGCUUGGCCCCUUCACCAUUAUGAUACAGAAGAUGAUCUUUGGAGAUCUUAUACGCUUCUGUGGCCUAAUGGCGGUUGUGAUACUUGGCUUUGCAUCAGCCUUUUACAUCAUCUUCCAGACAGAGGACCCUAAUGGCGUGGGCCAUUUCUACAACUACCCCAUGUCUCUCUUCAGCACCUUCGAACUGUUCCUGACCAUCAUUGACGGACCUGCCAACUACGAAGUGGACCUCCCUUUCAUGUUCAGCGUAGUGUACUUUGCUUUUGCCAUCAUUGCCACUCUGCUCAUGCUGAACUUGCUUAUUGCCAUGAUGGGCGACACCCACUGGCGGGUGGCCAGCGAACGGGAUGAGCUUUGGAGAGCACAGGUUGUGGCCACUACAGUCAUGCUUGAGCGGAAACUGCCACGAUGCCUCUGGCCUCGCUCUGGCAUCUGUGGGCGAGAGUAUGGACUAGGGGACAGGUGGUUCCUCAGGGUGGAAGAGCGUUUGGAUGCCAGCAAGCAGAAGAUGCUCCGCUAUGCAGAGGCCUUUAAGGGCCAAGACAAAGAGGAUCUGGACAAGUUAUCCGGGAAGCUAGAGCUGGACGAUCCUUUCCGGAAGGAACCAUCUCCAACCGUCUCACGGAGCACAACCCAGAGUAGUUUCCACCGCGGUUGGCAAAUCCUUCGGAACAACACCUUCAGCCACCUACGCGGGGAAGUGAACCACGCCUUGGAAGAAGAGGUCUACCAUGUCUGAGAUGGUGCUUCACUGACUCUGCACGCUACUGGUGCUUUGCAAUGCAUCGUUAAUUUCUCAAGGUGCUGGAGGGAUCUUGCGGCAGCUUUAUCAGCUGGCGUUUGUAAGAACAUAAGAAGAGUCUCCUGGUUCAGGCCAAAGGCCCAUCUUCUCCAGCAUCCUGUUCUCACAGUGGGAGAACAGUUCUGUUCCCACAGAUUCCUGCUGGAAGUCUGCAAGCAGGAGAUGAGCGCAAAGGCACCCAGUUCUUGCGAUCUUGUGGCAGCAUCCCAUGAAUUCAUCGCAUCCCUCUCAAGUGCGCUGCCUCUGCACUUCAGUGCAACAGACCCGAGGCACCCUUGGGAUGUGUAUCUCCUCCCUGCAGAAAUUAUUCUAAGGACAGCACCAGAGUUUUACCUGCAUCAAAGGGGUUUUCAUUGGGAGUUCAGUUACGACCCGAUCAAUAGUUCCUAUCUCUCCGCAUGUUCCCGGGCAACAUUCCACAAAAGCUUCCCUAUUCUCUGAAGAGUCAGCACUAUGGAAAUUUUAAAUCGAAUAUGAAGGGGGGGGCAGACAUUAUUUAAACUCAGGGAGCUGGCUAAAUCUGACACAGCAACUGAGCAGACUGUCAACAGCCAGCUAGCGGGCAUUCCAGGGACCCUUAAAGAGUACGGACAUCAUCUCAACUAAGUACAUUUCCACACUGCUACAGAGUGGGUUCUUCUUUUUGAGUAUGGGAAGCUAGUGCACUUUAAGCCAAAUGUGUGACACUGGAUUUUAUCCCAGGUCGAACUUUUCUAGGGCCAUGUCAUUGGACUCCUCUGUUCUUGAAAAAGCAGGAUUAAGGCCAUUUUUCCUUGGCGGAAUUGACCUCUGCUAAUAUUCGCUAUUGCAGGGUGGGAUGAGGGUUAGGGGAAGAGGUUUAUGAACUCAUUUGUGUUCGCGUACAGCUGCCACUACUUCUCCUUGCGCAAGGAGACCAAGCCCUGCCGUGUCUCCAUCUUACCAGCUGUUGCAAGUUCCUGUGCGCAUAGUUUGUGGGGAAGUGUCGUCUUGCUGCUCACCUGCCGUAGUAUUUUACGGUGCCUGAUUAUGAGGGGAGAGCAAAUGUGAGACAGGAUCCGGGCGUACAGAUUGAAAUCCAGACGGAACAGCGGAUGCUGGUGAAUAUAGGUGCAUAAAGCUCUUGGACCCUUCUGAGAACUGUUACCCCCAAAUUCUGCUUAAAGUAGAUCUGGAGUUCAAAUAAAAUAGCCAAGCUAGCUCAAUUUUUUAUUAUGAGUUUUGCACAUCCAUCGGUGGCUCCCUGCCUUUGCUUUACAGUCAGGUGAACUUGAGAAGUUCCUGCUCAGGAAGAAGAAGGGGAAAAACACACCUGCAGAGUCAAACUUAGUGAAACGUCUCAGGGGGGCUUUCGUGCUUCCGGGACUUUGAACUUGAGAUGGCCUUUCAUGAAGGAUACAACUUAGAAGGGAGACUCGUCUUUCCACAAGAACGACGAGAGUGAGACUGGUGCUUCUACAGUCUCCCUCCAACUUUAUCAUCACUUUGAAUUUCAUUACAGAAGGAAAACAAGAAACGGUCAUUACUUAAAGCGAAGGAGUGACUUAAGAUUGCUGCCUCCCCAACUGCAGAACUCAGUGGAAAGUUACCCACAUUCCUCUGUAGCAAGAGCAGUGAGGAGAGGUCUCAGCUAGCCAAAGGAAAUGUACUUGCACAGAAUAUUUUUGGGGCACCUUGACUGCUAAAAAUGCUUUGUACUGUGACAGUUCCUCUCAUGGAAUUAGUUUGGGCUGUGGCUUCAAUCAGGGUUUCUGAGGGUUUGGUUGUCGUCGUCCCCAUUUUCAUUCCUAACUUGAAUUCCAUUUUCUAUCCAUAUUUUCCCUCAACUGGGCAGAUUCCAAACUGUGUUCCAGGAUUAUUUUUAUUUUCUUCACUGAGAAGCUCAGUAAUGGUGUAGAAGCAUCCCUGAAAAACGCCUUGUCCAUCACUGCCAGUCUUCUCCAUCUUUGUCCAGUGCAGUGGGGGCUGAUUCUACAGUUUAUGCAGGGCCUAAUAGGCUUGGCCAUUUCUCACCUUGAAUGGAGUGCACAUCUUGAAGAUGCCACGCAAGCCUUAAGUUAUGCCACUGACGUUUGGGAGGAAGGCAGGCAGGAUUGAGGAAGGGCCGUAGCAGACACAUUGCCUGCCAAAAGGUCCAGGUUCAAUCCCUGACACCUCCAGGUAUGUCUGGGAACAUCCCUUAUCUAAAACCUUGAAGAGUCACUGCCAGUCAGUGCAUGCACUAUUGUGCUAGAUGGGCCAAUGUCCCGAUUCUUUGUAGGGUAAGGUGAGCAAAUGUUCAUUCAUUUGCUAUCAAGAAGCAAAUUAGCUUUGGGUGGUCUUGCUCAUAUUUCCAUUUUCAGAAGUUGCUCCCUAACAUUUGGGGAGUUUGCACUAUGCGAAAAUGAGAAGUGUGAUUUGCACAUAGGUAAAAGCAUUUCCGUGCACUGCUCUGGUUUCACCAGAAGCGGUUUAGUCAUGCUGGCCACAUGACCUGAAAAAACUGU